AGAAACGAUCAUAACCUACUACCAGCCCCUCCCUACAAUACACCUGAAAGAUUGAGAUCUAGCCUGCCCAGAGAGAUCUAGCUAGCUACAGUAUAGUAGCCAUGGCUGUCGUGGCCGAUCAUGCAGUGGUGGAGAUGGAGAUAUCUUUAACUGUGGAGGAGAGGCUGGACAAGCAGAGAUGGUACAUUGGUGAGGUGACCCAGGAGGUUGCAGAGUCCCUACUCUCCUCCAAUAAACAGCCUCACUCCUUCGUGGUCUUCACUCAACCAGACACUCGACAGUACAUUCUCAGUGCAAGGUUUCCACUGGAGGGGUUGGAGGAUGGAGUUAUUGAACAUCUGGCCAUUCGCUGUGAGGAGGGAAGGUGGUGCAUCACUGGACAGACGGACGAGUAUGAUGAUGUCAUCGAGGCUGUGAACUGUUACGUGUUGACCUUUGACCCUCCACUGAUGCCGGCUCUCCAGGGAAAGAGUUUUGAGACUCAGUUCAGUGUCACUAGUGCACCCCCUGAAUAUGACAAAGCCAACAGAGUACUAAAGCCCGACAUAGCUCCCCUACCAGAUAUCACCAAAGUCAAAGUAGCCGACAAGAAAGCAGUGGAAGCUCAGAGUGGGCGUAUCUCCCCCACUGGAAGAAGAGAUAGUGACGAUGACAGCGGUCCUAGAAAUAGGGGGAGAAGACGUCCCUCAUAUAUGAACAGGAGCAUAUGGCUUCGGUACAGCGAGCACCAUCGCUGUCAUCCUAAGAAUGUUUGCUCAGGUUGCUGCUAUAGACCAAAGGAGUGGAGUGGAUACAGAGUCUAUCACCCUCGAAAAUGGUAUAAUCCAAGAGGGUCAGGUCCACUGAGGGUGUUAGCACUGCUCCUGUUCUGGUUGUUCUGUUCUCCAUGCUACGGCUGUUUCAAGUGCUCUGCCAAGCUCAUUACUAUCUGUUUUUUCUGUUGUGCUGCUGUAUGUUGUGGUUACGAUGACAGCUAGCUAGUGACACUGGUUGUGUUUUUAAGAUUUUUGUGAAUUUUAUAUAUUCAAAAAUUAUCAACAAAGUUAGUUAUAACUAGCUUGUUCUGAUGUUAA
Molecule: messenger RNA, 1073 nt
Organism: Halichondria panicea
Lineage: Eukaryota; Metazoa; Porifera; Demospongiae; Suberitida; Halichondriidae
Exons: 7
Coding region: 102-977 (291 amino acids)
Source: RefSeq, a predicted model, not a curated record